GUUUUUUAGAGUAUUCAAAUCCAUAAGCGUGCGCAGAAUUUCUGGCAGGGUAGUCAUACAUAAGUAUACAUAAGUACAUAACACAUUAACACACACACACAUAUUAUGUAUAUAUAAUAUUCAUAUUCACACCUAAGUUACAAAAACUAAUUUUGAUGGGGUAACCUCAUUUAACUACAUUUACCAUAGUGAAACAGUAUUUUAUGAUUGACUAUCAAUUAUCAUAAUAAUAAUAUUGAAUAUUGAAGGGGGCCAAAGGAGUUCACAGAGUAGUCAAGUGCCUACCAUGACUACCCCGUGCGUACGCUUAUGUUCAAAUCCAUUUCCUAGUCAUUAUAUUAUUAUAAUGGGAAUUUUAUUUAAUUUUUUUAUAUAGGUAAUUUUUUAUACUACCUACUAUACUGUAUAUUAUUAAUCAAUUAUGGUUUACCUAUUUUUAAUUUUCAUAGAUUUUUGUAACUUUAAAUUUUUUGGCUACGGGCUCUUACCAAUCGCCUAUUGGUAACAGUAGAUUUAUGGGUCUAUCCCAACCUUCUGUAUCCCGCUGUAUCAGUGAAGUUGUGACUGCAUUAAACCUGCCCGAAAUAUUUAAUGCUUGGGUUAAGUUUCCAAAAAAUAUAAAUGAACUCAAUGAUAUCCGUAAUGGUUUCUACAGGAAUACUGGAUUUCCUGGUGUUGUUGGGUGUAUUGAUUGUACACAUGUGGCAAUCACACCCCCUUCAACAAAUUUAAAUUUAAAUGAAAAUCAACAUCCCGAAUACAUAUAUGUUAACCGUAAGGGAUAUCAUUCAAUCAAUGUCCAAUUGAUUUGUGAUUCAAAUUUAAAAAUAUUGAAUGUCAACGCUUUAUUCCCUGGCAGUACUCACGAUACACAUGUGUGGAAUAACAGUAAAGUUUUACCAAUGGUACUUAUAACAAAAUAA
Messenger RNA from Aphis gossypii (cotton aphid), 923 nucleotides. RefSeq names its product putative nuclease HARBI1. Bases 516 to 923 code for a protein of 135 amino acids. The record is from RefSeq and is a predicted model, not a curated record. Lineage: Eukaryota; Metazoa; Arthropoda; Insecta; Hemiptera; Aphididae. The transcript has 3 exons.